AUGGCGGCCCACCGUGAUGCAAGAGUGGCUAUGGAAUAUUUCAUCUCGAAGAUUGCUAGGACUACAUGGGUUCAAAACAUCAAAUCUAGAAGCCUCGAAGAGAAUCUUGAUCUCUUGAGGACCGAAAUGCAGGAGUUGGAUAGCUGGCAGACUGAUGUAAUUAUUGCACUUCACACAGCCAAGGUAGCGGAUGGAAAGACGCCAAAGGCAGAGAUUUGGGAGUCAUUGAUGGAUCAUGAGGUCAGAAUUAUUGGUGUGUAUGGUAUGGAGGGCGUUGGCAAGACGACCAUCAUGACCCAAAUGUACAAUAGAAUAAAGAGCUCCAAAAUAUUUGGCAUUGCUAUUUGGGUAACGGUUUCUAAUGAUUUUAGUAUUGAAAAACUACAAAAUCUUAUUGCACAAGAAAUAAAAUUGGAACUUUCCUAUGAAAAGGAUGAAAUAAGAAGGUCGAUGAAACUGUUUCAGGCUUUGAAGCGAAGGAAAAAGUUUGUUAUCAUCUUAGAUGAUAUGUGGAAACCAUUUCCAUUCGAAAAGGUAGGGAUUCCAGAGGGCAAUACAAACAAAAUAGUAUUGACUACUCGAUCAAAAAAUGUGUGUCGAGGUAUGGGGUGCCAAAAAAAGUUUGAAGUGGAGGUUCUCUCAAGAGAAGAAGCAUGGGAAUUGUUUAAGGAAAGGCUUGGGGCUGAUGUGGUGCUUUCUCCGGAAGUAGAACGGAUUGCGAAGCUUGUUACCGAAGAAUGUGGUAGUUUGCCACUUAGAAUCAUCACAAUAGCAAGGGCAAUGAGAGAAAAGAACGACAUUAGAGAAUGGAGAAAUGCAUUAGAGGAGUUAAAAUGCUCUACGAUGGAGAUCGAAUGCAUGGAUGAUUAA
This is a messenger RNA of Magnolia sinica, 870 nucleotides long. RefSeq names its product probable disease resistance protein At1g52660. The coding region runs from base 1 to 870 and encodes 289 amino acids. The transcript has 3 exons. Gene Ontology annotation, molecular function: ADP binding. NCBI's taxonomy places the organism in Eukaryota, Viridiplantae, Streptophyta, Magnoliopsida, Magnoliales, Magnoliaceae. The record is from RefSeq and is a predicted model, not a curated record.